GGGCUACCAUCUAAAUGAAUUUGCGAAUUCGAUUAGCAAAUCGAAGUACACGUGAAAAAUCAGCUAAGCUUUAGUGGCAGUUUAACUCAGAAAGAGGGUUUCUUGAGUCGUGGCAUCUCGUGAAGGAGAGACUUCAGAUAUAAACUCCGCCAAAAGAGUUUAAUUCUGAUAGAUCAGCACGCAGAAUGUGUGAAGCAUCUUCAUCAUAAUACGGUCGUCGAACAAACAUUCAUUUUGGUAUAAACAAAAUACGUUUUCGAAUCAGUAAAGUGGAAACAACAUAUUAAGAAGAUGCUCAGCUCACGACCAACGAUUUCUGCCAUGUCUUCAAACUUCCUCAUCGAAAACCUUGUCAAUGUGGACGACAGUGAACGCAUUACUCAUGCCAGAGACAGUGAUUACGAACGUUCAUUUACAAGUGGUCUUCUUGACGGCAAGCCACUGAAAAAGAAGCGAUGUCGAGCAGCUUUUAGCCACUCACAGGUGUGUGCUUUAGAGCGCCGUUUUUCCGGUCAGCGUUACUUAUCAAGUCCGGAGCGUGCUGAACUCGCCCGUAGUCUCGGUCUAACUGAAACUCAAGUGAAAAUCUGGUUUCAGAACCGGCGUUACAAAACCAAACGUCGUCAGCAAAUGCCAGACGGCGCCGAUCCGACGAUCAGUCCGGAGCCGAGGUCCGUCUCAAUGUCAGCCAAUACCAAUGGCACGAUUCAAGGAAUUACAGGUGCGAUUAGUCGCGAUCUCAUUGAAUUAUCUCCUGCACCUUCCGCCCUUCGAAGUGCCCCAUUUCUGGCGUUGCCCGGCGGCUUAGGCCAAUCGAACUUCUGGACGUUCUAUCAACAACUUCUACAUCAAAAUUUAAUGGCACAGCUGCAUCAUGCACGUGAACAGCAGCAUCUUCAGCGGCCUCAACUGCAUUUACAGCAGCUGCAUCUCAGCCAUAAGCCUGCCGAACACUCGGGCACGUUGAGGUCGACGACCAGACAGCACAGCCCACCGUUGCACAAACAUCUGUUGAGUCAUCCAGAUUCACUCCCUUCCGAUCUAGCAUCCCCGGCGCCAUCUGCAGUAUUGUCAGAUCAGCCAGACCAUCAGCAAUGCGAUCUGAAGGGUGUGGAGUGGCGAACCGAGGUUACAAAGGAGGAGCCAAACAGCGACCCUGAUGAUGAGGAUGAGUUUGCCCUGACAUCCAUCCCAAGCCCCGGUGUAUCAUCGAAAGCCGCGAGAAAUGCCAUUAUUAUUGGCGGACUAUUCCUAAUUGAGGCGACUCCAAUGGCAAAUGCCUUUUUCACCUCAGGUAAGCCUUUGCGACGACUUGUCGGACAACUUAUCCCUCCUCCAGUUUUCUCUGCCACCCCCAAUAGCGCGGCCACGGUAACUCAAGGAACGGGGGACGGCUUGACAAGAUCAGUUUCAGUUAUCGUAGGUUCGGAAGAAGAGCUGGAACAGAUUUUCGUACAGUAUCCUCAUCUAAGGGGGCAAGUCAUCCGCAACAGCUUCCCUGAACAGCAAAACCAGUUAAGCCAGAAUUUCAUACUGCGUCUGCUUUCUGGGGCAACUGUAUUGAAUCCGGUCAUUGCGGUACAACCAAACACGGGCAGCAUUUUCAGUGGAUCUCCUCUUUUCAAAUCGUCACUUGAAAGCAAAAUUCUGGGUUCAAGUGACUUCGGAAUGCCGCAGCCGGUUCGAGUGCAAAAUCCUUUCCCAUUCGCGCAAGCAACCCAAAACGUUGAGAGUAGUGCGCAAGGCUAUGCAUCAUCGGUACGCAGAACACCUAUGAUGGAAAAUGCACAAUCACAGCAGUGGAGCUACGCUCAACCUGCGUCCCCUGGGCUUAAAGAACCUAAAGGAUAUGGUCAGGCCCCUAAAAGAGAAAAUGCCCUAUCUCCCCCGACGGAGCCUGAUCAGUCCAAAGGACGCGGUCAGUCGAUACCAAAGAGUUAUGCUCAACCUACACCGCUUGAGCCUGAAGAACCUAAAAAAUAUGGUCUUGCCCCUAAAAAAGGAUAUACCUCUCCUCCAUCGUCGGAGCCUGAACAGUCCAAAAAUUACGGUCAGCCGCGACAGAACGGCUACUUCCAGCCUGCGCCAGCUGAGUCUGAAGAACGCAAACGAUCUGGUCAGGCCCCUAAAAAAGGAUAUAUUCCGCUUCCACCGCGGAAGCCUGAGAGCGGAGGAUACGGUCAAUUACCACAGAAAGCUUAUGCCCCGCCUGAACAUGAAGAACCUAAAGCAUAUGGUCAGGCCUCUAAAAGAGGAUAUGUCCUACCUCCGAUGCCUAAGCCUACGUACAUCCAUCCGUCACAACGGGGAUACCCACAGCCUCCAGCACUUGAGUCUAAACAACUGAGACCGUACGACGAGCCAUCGAAUAAUCGACAGUCAAAGCGGCGAGUUCCAGGAUAUAGCCAACCGGCGCGUCCGGUUGCUCAGUCCACGGGUGGCUCGUCAGCUCAUCCGACCUCUGCUUCCGUCCAAGUGUUCGAUCCUAAUGACCAGUCACUGACGCCUUCCCAAAAUACUUCCCUUGACACCGGACCGGAAACCGAGUUGCAGACUUCUGACAACUCGCUCAUGACUCAAGAUGAAUCUCAUGUCCCGGAUGGUGCGAGCUCUUUAACAAAUGAAAAGAAUUUCUCGGCGAUCAGUGACAGUCCUCCAUCGUCUUCGAUAGAUUCGACUGUUGGACACGCCGAUCCCGAGUCAUUUUCGCUCCCAUCGUCGUCCGCUUCGCCUUCAAGGUCCAGCUCCUCCGCUUCGGGAUCUGCAGUUUCCGCUGACGAGAUACAGAAGGCAACUAGCAGCGUGACCAGAGAACAGAACUUUGUCAACUCGGUACUUGAAGACGUACAACAUAACGAUCAAAUGCAUGCGAUGCAAAAUAACACCGAUUAUUUCCGGGGACAGCUUCCGUCUCAGCUGAAGACGGCCACAGCGGGUUCACUACACCAAGCUGCUGGGACUAUUCCAACGACAUCUGCCGAACCUCUGCAGCAAACAGCAUCUGCUGAGGGCAGUAACAUGGUCACGCACGUAAAAAAGGUUCUUUCUGUUGUAACGAAUAAUUUCGCUGAUCAGGAAGCAUCUGCUAUUAUGAGCCGAUCUACUGGAAACACGCAGGACUCUAGCGCCGCUUCCAAUGCUGCUGAAGCACUGCAGUCCACCUCCGACAAUAUGAUCACGAUCCCACCUCGUAACAACGUCGAGCCUGUCCAGCCCCUUAUAUCCGAAGAUGUAAUCCGCUCUGAGCGACCUAAUGUUUCCGAUGUUUCUGGGCAGGUCUCUGAACAGAUCCCAAUUUCGAACCCGUGGAUACAAUUAAGUAAGCUCCCUGAGAGCCAUCAUAUUCCAGAACCCGUUGGCAGUGUCCUUGCACAGGAAGAUGGUCAGUUUGCCAUGGCCCACCACGUGCCCACCGAAUUAUCGUCCAACAUUGUACAGGGACCUUCCAUCGAAACGGUGCCAACAUCAAAUGUCACACAAUUUCCAGUUCACCCCGAAACCCCUUUCGCCUAUGAAACGACGAAUCGGCCCGUGCAAAGCAGUAGAGCCCAUUUUCCUGCACAACCCUCAUUAGCACGUCCUCUUUUGAGAACUACCGUUGCCGAUCACCAAAUGCCAGCCGAAUUACCAUCACACGCUAUACACGAGACUUUGACUAAAGUGGCGCCAACAUUAAAUCAUGUGUCACAAUUUAGAUUUCACCCUGGGACGCGUGUCACCUCUAAAACCGUGAUUCGGCCGGUAAACGGUCAUGGACCUCAGUUUCCUGCAUAUCGUGCUGUACAAGGUUCUUCGAUGACGCACUCACCUCCAUCAACCACCAAUGUUAACUCAUUGUCGAUUUCACCUUCUGAUUUAGCGCAAACACCCGAAUUUUUUACACCUUUCGGGAGCAGCGCACUGCCUCCUCCCGUAAACGAGGCUCCUCAAGUUCUUGACGCUCAGUUCAGCCUACAUAAACCUGUAAAGUUUGAAAUUGACACUCCCAAUGACAUCGCACAGGAAAUCGCUGAAUCAAUCGCGCCAUCGAACGACAUCAGUGAGACGAUUCCGGAUCAGUAUCACAGUAUGGCGACAUUAUUCACUUCUAACAAUAACGUGGUCAGGCCUGCGUCGCGAUUGCUGCCGCAGCCGGUUCUCGGUCGGCGUCGCCGUGAAGUCUCUGAGAGCUCAGCAGCUACUCCGCCCAAAGAACCGGCGGACGUUGAAGACGAUGAGGACGACCAGGACAAUGAGGACUAUAGCGAUGCCGAUGAUGAAGACGAUGUCGACCAGGCCUCAGAUUCACUGGACACUCCGGUGUAUAUUGGGCCAACUGAGAUUGAAGAGUAUUUCGGAUUUCUUCGGGACAAUGACCACGACGACUGUUUAAAACGGUUGGUGUGCGAAGUGGCCAAGGACCCCGAGUCGUACGGAGUAGUUGGACAACAGAUACAGGAGUUUUUCUUGGAAUACCAGCCAAAGGACGAUAACGACCCAUCAAAUACGUUCAGGAAAGCCGCCACGAUCGGACGGACCAAAGACAUUAGUUGCCCCACCGAAUAUCAGAAGUGCGCGGUGCCCGCUGAAGAGAUGAAGCAGCAAACAUUGGCGGCGCUUGUGCUGGAGCAAGCUGAGAGCGUAGGCGGAGCACAGGAGCAGACAUAGCUUCUUGUGUUAUGAAAUCAUUGUACGAUCGUGAACCGGCUAAUUAAUUAUGGUAAAAGACAUGGAUUGAGAACAUAUCGCAGUUAUAAAGCACACGCAGCAGCUAUCUCAAAUGCAAUAUUUACUCACACCAAUGGAAACACAUCGUGCACGUUUACCAUGCCUUAUUUUAGUUUAGUAGUAAGUAGAUGGAAGUUUUGGAUAACUUAUAAACAAUAAACUUACCUGCGACGAUGAAAUCAUAAAAUAAUAACACUAGCAUUAAUAGAAAAACCGAUUCUUUUUUUAAAUAUUACCAUAGAGAACGCAGGCGAUAGAUGGACAUACUCUGCGGAAGCUGUGUGCUUUUUGCAGUGUUGUCGCCUCUAAUCAACCUUCGCUUUGAGAUAUUUUGUGUCUUGAAAGGCAUAGAAUUGUAUUGUUGAACGCAAAGUGAGCAAACCCAUAACAGCGGAAAUUGACAUCCUCCCCAUCCUCGACAGCCUCUCAACGAGGACAUCUUCUUGAGGCGGUGAGGCCAGACACAUCAGCGUACACUUGAGCUACAGAGAGGGCGGUCGCCCCUUGUCAAGCAAAGACGAAAGCUUUUACAGCAUCACACCCGGGUGAUUUGCAGGCUACAUAUAAUAGCUUCCUGUUGACUCGCGCCCACACUUUGCUCCAGCACAUCGAACUUAGCUAUAUUUAGAUGCCAUGCCGACAACAAUAACGACCCUCACACAAUAGGUUAGGUCGACAACGCCUGUCAAAUAGUUUCAUUAAAAUGGUUGGUAACUGAACUGCAUUGCGAUGGGUCCCCUUUACUCUUAAUCCGCAUCGAGUUAGUGCACAGUCCACAACUAGCGAUGUACAUCCGGGGGCAUAGAAGAGGGUCAAAGAUAUUAUCGCAGCGAGGCCUUGGGAACACUUGGAGGCCUUGAGGCCCUGAGUGAUCUGGGCUCUUACACCGUAGUGUGUAGCCUAGGUUAUCAGACAACAUGUCUUGAUCAAAUGUCACGACCCAUUACUUGAGGUCAAUGAGUCGGAAGGCUAGAAAGAUGAGAGUUUAGAAGAGCGUGACGAGGAGAAAAGGCCAACACCCAUCAGAAAGAAAUUCUAUAUGUUGGGGUUUCAUGGUCAUGUCAUUAAAGAUUUGAAGGUAAAGUAAUAGCAGCAGUAAAAAAACAUAACGUAGUUGAGCUGAGAGAGACACACUGCUAAACCCAUCACAAAACAGAUGACACUGUGCUUCGACAUUGUAUCACGUUAACGUGUCAAGUUAGUGCUUGACUAAAGUACCUAAUGUAGAACAAGUUAGGAAGUUAAUUUUCAAGUAUCGAUCAUGGAGUGGCUUGGUUUAAGGGUUACAUGUGCAAUAAUAAGGUUCGUCUGACUUUUGGAACGUUAAACAAAUCCGAGCUGAAGGCACUUCCGUUAAAACAUGUUGCCUAGAGUCCUUCAUGAAAAUGCCGUGUUCGUUCAUAGCCGAAUAGAUGGCAGGUGCAAGUUAAACCUAUAAAAUUGUAUAACGACAACCGGGAGCGAUGUAACCAAGUUUUGCAUGAAGCUUAAAUAAAUGGUUAUG
This is a messenger RNA of Varroa destructor (honeybee mite), 6211 nucleotides long. RefSeq lists its product as uncharacterized. The record is from RefSeq and is a predicted model, not a curated record. NCBI's taxonomy places the organism in Eukaryota, Metazoa, Arthropoda, Arachnida, Mesostigmata, Varroidae.